CACAUAAUGCAAUGUGCAAUUGAUUUUGCAUAGGUUUUUGGGUAUGAGCAUGUGGAGAACAAGAAGUUACGAAUUUUAGCAAUUUUUUUAAACAAACAGACAGCUGACAAUGCGAUGCUUGAUGGGAGCUAAUAAAGCUUUAUUACAUCAGCUUUAGAAUUAGAUAGCAAUUCUGCUGCAAAUUCAUUUAUUUCGUGACGCCAACAAGUUCCUACAUUCUUACGCUCCUGUAGAAAACUACUUUUAUACGUAAUAGUACAAUUACUAUAAUUUAUCAUUGUCAUUAUGGAGAAAUUUCCCAUUGAAGCAUUACCAGCUACUGAUAUCACGGAUUUCCAAACGAAUUCUUCCCACCGUGAGUGGAUGGGACCCUUUACCUUUGUAUGUGGAGCGGAUACACAGUUUGGAAUGAUAGACAAUUAUCACCUUCAUAAGACCGAACCAAAUUGGGAUAAGGAGAUCAAACUCACCAGAGAGUCAAUUCAUCGGAUCAAUAAAAUGCUUCCAAAACCAAAAUUCUACAUUAUCUGUGGUGAUAUGCUUGAUGCAUUUCCUUACGAAGGGCUGCGGCAAAAAGAUCUCCGAGCCAAACAAUACGAAGACUUCACAAAAGUAUUUCAGGAACUGGAUGCUGAUGUGAAACUGGUUUGCGUUUGUGGAAACCAUGAUAUCGGUGACGUUCCAACUCAAGCGACCCUUAAUGUCUAUCGAAACCAGUUUGGUGCAGAUGUGUUUUCCUUUUGGGUUGGAGGGGUUAAAUUUUGUGUUAUUAAUUCUCAGUACUUUGAAGCUCCUGAUGCACUUCCACAAGAAACCAAGAGGCAAUUAGACUUUAUUGCAAAGGACAUUGCAGACCCAAAUGCAAAACAUAUUGUGGUCUUUCAACACAUUCCAUUCUUUAUUCAUGACCCAGCUGAAGAAAAAGAAUACUUUAAUUUAGACCCAGAGUUUAGGAUUAAAAUUCUGGACCAGUUGAGGGAUGCUGGGGUAAAGUACGUAUUUUGUGGGCACUAUCACCGAAACGCAGGAGGGGUUUAUAAAGACUUGGAACUCAUUGUUACCUCUGCAAUUGGAGCCCCUCUGGGAAAAGACCCUAGUGGAUUUCGUAUUGUAAAUGUUACAGAAGAAAAGAUUUCACAUGAAUACAUUCCAUUCAGAAAUUCCCCGGAUAUCGGAGAGAUUUAAGCGAUACGUGUCAAAAUGAGUCAAAACGCCAAAUCCCUAUGCAUGCAAACCUGAAAAGUCGAUUAAAAAUACAAGUACAACAGCAAUAACUUAUCCGACUUAAUAAUGUAAUAUUAUUAGUAUUAGUGUAAUCUUAGCUUCAGCUGUAGAGAAAUGUACAAGAAAUUAAAUUUUAUGACCUGCGAAAUAGGCCAGGACGAAAUUUCAAUUGAAAUUUCCAAUUUUAAAAACCAAA
Messenger RNA from Folsomia candida, 1420 nucleotides. RefSeq names its product serine/threonine-protein phosphatase CPPED1. The coding region runs from base 286 to 1185 and encodes 299 amino acids. The record is from RefSeq and is a predicted model, not a curated record. Gene Ontology annotation, molecular function: hydrolase activity. NCBI's taxonomy places the organism in Eukaryota, Metazoa, Arthropoda, Collembola, Entomobryomorpha, Isotomidae. The transcript has 5 exons.